Messenger RNA from Sabethes cyaneus, 981 nucleotides. RefSeq names its product zinc finger protein 595-like. Gene Ontology annotation, molecular function: DNA-binding transcription factor activity; RNA polymerase II cis-regulatory region sequence-specific DNA binding. The transcript has 4 exons. Gene Ontology annotation, biological process: regulation of transcription by RNA polymerase II. The record is from RefSeq and is a predicted model, not a curated record. The coding region runs from base 1 to 981 and encodes 326 amino acids. Lineage: Eukaryota; Metazoa; Arthropoda; Insecta; Diptera; Culicidae.
AUGGAAAAUUUUUUGGAGAAUAUUGUGCAUCGUGUGUAUAAUUGGGAUGUCACUCGAUUCUAUCAAAUCGUGGAACCGAAUGGCGAGGAGCUUGCUUUGAGUGAUUCGGAUUCGGAGCCGGAAGAAGGCGAUUCUCCAAUAGAAGGACUUGUUCGAAGGGAACACAAAUGCAAUGUGUGCCAGGCGUCGUUCGGCAGGAUGAAGAUGAUAAUGGAGCACGUUGUUAAUCAGCACCGACCGGAGGAGUUGAUGUCCUGCUCGCAUUGUCAGCGCGGUUUCCCGAAUAAUGAUCUUCUGGUGCGCCACCUCAAGUAUCAGUGCGAGAAUCAGAACAAGAAAAUCUUCUGUCCAUUGUGCAACGAACGGUUCAUGUGGCAAACCAGCAUGAACAAGCAUGCCCAGCAGCGGCACAAACCGACGAAGCCUUUGCUGCAACGGCUCGAAGAGGAGGGCAAGGAAAAAACGCACGUUUGUCAGAUUUGCAACAAAAGCUUCCUGCGCCGUCAACAUUUGGAUCGCCACAUGGGCAUUCACAUUCCGGAGGAAAAGAAAUUCGAAUGCGCCGAAUGUCACAAGGCGUUCAAUCGGAAAGAUAACCUCCGCACGCAUAUGAAAAUACAUUUCCGCGAUCCGGCGGAUACCGCUCCGAAGUUGGACUUUCUGUGCACCUCGUGCGGACGAGCGUUCGCCAAAUCGUCGAGUCUGACGGUGCACAUGAGACGCCAUACCGGCGAACGACCGUACAAGUGCGAUUUUUGCGAUAAGGGUUUCCCUCGGUCAUCGGAAUUACAGUAUCACCGCAGAACCCACACCGGUGAGAAACCUUGUAUUUGUAAGAUUUGUGGAGUGGGAUUUACAAGCUCUCACAAGCUUAUUGUGCAUCUGCGAACGCAUACUGGAGACAGCGGCCAGCAGCAGCAGUUUACGCAGGGGACGCCGCGCCGAACAACGAAAGCGGCAAAAAGCUCGUCCACCCAGUAA